Messenger RNA from Suillus fuscotomentosus, 321 nucleotides. RefSeq lists its product as uncharacterized. The record is from RefSeq and is a predicted model, not a curated record. Lineage: Eukaryota; Fungi; Basidiomycota; Agaricomycetes; Boletales; Suillaceae. The annotation marks the transcript as partial. The transcript is spliced from 3 exons.
AUCAAAGUUCCAGAGUUGCAGCUUCUAUGGGAUGUUGAGACCCGAUGGGAUUCAGUAUAUUUCAUGAUUAAUCAUUUGCGGGAGAUGCAUCCAGCUGUAGAUUUCUUUCUUUCUUCCUCGGAUCAACCAGAUGUUGUGAAAUGCAAGAUAAAUACCAUGGAAUGGUUUGUUCUCAAGGACUUUGAGGAAAUUCUGGGAGUACCUCAUGUGGUUCAACAGACUAUGUCUAGUGAGAGCCUUCCCAAGCUAGGCAGUACUAUACCAAACUUUGAGCUGUUCAUGACAGCAUGGGAGAGGCUGGCCAAAAAAACACCUCGCCUG